Messenger RNA from Lagopus muta (rock ptarmigan), 6090 nucleotides. It is a transcript of the gene UMODL1, whose product is annotated as uromodulin like 1. Gene Ontology annotation, cellular component: cell surface; extracellular region. The transcript is spliced from 22 exons. The coding region runs from base 160 to 4203 and encodes 1347 amino acids. Gene Ontology annotation, molecular function: peptidase inhibitor activity; calcium ion binding; protein binding. The record is from RefSeq and is a predicted model, not a curated record. NCBI's taxonomy places the organism in Eukaryota, Metazoa, Chordata, Aves, Galliformes, Phasianidae.
UUGUCUCAAAGUUCCUUUGUGCUCCGAAGAUUGAACUCCAGAUCACCUCCUUGCAAGACAUCCCUCCUUUUCCUUGAUCAGAUUUGCAGAGAAGAAAGAGGCCUCUCUUUGCUAGGCUAUCAUCUGUGCAACUAUAGCCUGACCAGAAACGUUUUUAAAAUGGUUGCCUACCAAACGUCCUUUGAGAAAAACACUUCCUGUGGUGGAUGGAUACCAUGGAUGGUAUGUCCCCGAAUGUACUACAAAACACAGUAUCAUACAGUUGAAGUCCCUGAGACCAUCAACUUUACAUACUGCUGUAAAGGAUAUGAGCAAGUUGGGCUCUACUGCUCUCUAGCGCUCAACAGGUCCAGUGUAUUUGCCUCAAGACCUGGUAUUUGUCCAAUGGAGAAUAUGGAAACAUCUGAUUAUUCUUGCACGUUCGAUGCUGAAUGUCCAGGGCUGAAAAAAUGCUGCAGCUCAUCCAAGGGAGCAGUCUGUGUGAAUCCAAAGCCGGAGGAAAGGAUGUUCUGGUACAACGUGACAGUCCUGGUGAAAAUGGAUUUUAAUGAAUUAAUUAGAGUGGAUUCCCACCUUCUGAAUCAUUCACGUCUUUUGCAUUCCAUGAUUACUGGUGCAUUACAGCCCUUGAAUACCUCUGUGCACCAUAUCCAGAGUAACUAUGCAGAAAUGUAUGCUGGGACAGUGGCCUCUCAAGUUCUGAUUGGACUGCAUCAACCAGCUCCACUAGCAGAGGUUUCUUCUUCCUUGAAGAACAUGGUUAAGCGCGUAUAUGAAGUGAUUGACACAGAUGUGAAAGAUGUUGAUGAAUGUUCCUAUGCAGAAUUCAAUGCUUGCCCUGAGCAAAAUUCCUGUGUAAAUAUGGAGGGUUAUUACAGCUGCAGCCCUGAGCACCAAGAAGCAUAUGUCAGCCCUCUCCAGCUGAGCACAAGAAAAGAUGGCAUGGCAGCAUCCACUCCAAGCUCAGAGUUGGAUCCCAUUAACAUCAGCAGUAGCUCUCCAUCUAUACGUAAUUCAAGUCUCUUGCCCACGACUAACCAAUCUACUGAUGCUGGAUGCUAUCCCUCUGCAAUUACAAACCAUCGAAUCUUCAGUGUUACCAGCAACAGCUUUGAAAUGUCCUGGCAUGUCGCAUCUACUCUAAACCAUACUUUCCAAGUCCAAGUGUUCAGGGACAAGGAGAUUGUAAAAAACAUGAAAACAGAUGAAGUGAAAAUGAGUGUAUCUGGACUGGAAGCAGGUGUGAUGUAUUCAAUAGAGAUCAGCUACAGAAGUUGUGGAAAAUCCAUCCUCUCCCAUCAAAAUGUUAAAACAGAGGCUAAGAUAUUUGGUGCUACUGUGAGGAUUCUCAACUACAACUUCACCGAAGAUCUCCAUGAUCCCAGCAGCUCAGCAUAUGAAGAAUUUUCAAGGCUGCUGCUUACAGAGAUUGGGAAUUCCUUUCCACCCAACAUUUCUGCUUUAUACGAAUCUGGGAAACUGAAAGUGCAGAUUGAAUCCCUGCGAGCUGGGAGCGUCAUUGUGAGACUCAGAAUUGCAGUGCAGGAUCCUGGGUUUCCAGUGAAUGCCUCCUCCUUUGCUCCAAUGCUUUCAUACUUGUACAACGACUCCGUACUUUUGGUGGAUCGGCAGAACUCUACAGUAGAAGACUGGGAUGAAUGUGCUUCUCCCACCGACAAUGACUGCUCCAUGUUUGCACAUUGUAUCAAUCUGAUGGGCUCAUAUCUCUGCAGAUGCAAGACAACCGUGGACACCAAUCCAUCCCGGCCUGGAAGAAACUGUGAGGGUGAGAUCGUGAGCCCUCUGACUGAAAGAACAGCCCUUGAAGUAGCAAGCAGCACACAGCUUGCUCCUGAAGCAAGCUCUGCAGCCUCUGCCUUCCCCACCAUCACUGCAGGCUCUGAGAUGAGCACCAUCACACACCACCUUGCUGUGCUGCCACUGAGUGAGAGGCAAGCACCCCCGCACCAUUCCACCACCAGCACUCCUCCAGCCACUUGGAAUAAAAGCCUGACUCCACACAUGGCCAGAGACAAUAGCCCCACAGCUGUGACUGCAGAGCAGCAGACCACCACGAAUCCAUCACAGCAGAGCUCAUUGGCUGAGUCUUCCCCUUGUACAUCGCAGCAAGUGGCCACUCUCACAAAUGCAUCCACUGGCAUAGACAAGCAAGAGCAACAUAGUUCUCCAUUGCCAAAGUUAUCAAACCAGACAGUCUUCGAUAUCUCUGGAAGUCAUGCAGCUUUUGAAGAGCCUCAAGUCCACUCUCAAGAUGGCCCUGUCACAGCUCUGUCAGCCACAGGAGAUGCAGGAGCUUCCAUUCUCAGUGCCACUCUCAACACACACACACAGACACAAAGAGAGAACAGCUCUUGGGCUGAGAAUCACACCACAGCCAUGGGGUCACCAGCUCUGCCAGGCUUCUCCUUGCCUCCCAGAUCAAUUCCAAGCCCAGCCAUGGACCACACUUUUCAGAAACUUAAUGGAAUGGUGCGGAUAACAAAUGUGAAAUACUCACCAGGCUUUAGCAAUGCAAGCAGUGAGGAAUAUCAGAACUUUGAACAACUCUUUAUUGAUGAGGUACAUAAAUCUCUGCCCCUUGACGUCCUUCAACAGAUGGAUGCUGGUCUGAUUAAAGUGUUAAUAACUGAUAUUACUAAUGGGAGCACUGUGGUAAGUUUCCAUUUACUGAUUGCAGAAGAUGUGGAUAUCUACUACAUCAUCACCACUUUUCGUGAUGCAAUUGAACACAGCUCCUAUUUCACAGUUGACAAGAACAGUCUCUCCAUAAAUGAUUAUGAUGAGUGCAAGAGCGAAGAAGAUGACUGCUCCCCAGAUGCAUCAUGCUAUAACACACUUGGAUUUUACCACUGCAGUUGCAAUGACGGAUUUGCCGAUGUGCAUCCAGAAAGACCUGGAAGAAACUGUGCAGCAUUUCCUAUGAGCCAAGAGGGAACUGUGGUGGACAGGAAGCCUGUACCCAGCCCAGUUUUACCUGUUGCAUCUUUGGAGACUUCAACUUAUAUUUCCUCCAUUGCUUCAUUGAACUUAUCUGCUACUCAAAACAAAGCUUCGGAAGACACCCCAUUCUCCAGUGUGACACUGCCUGUUCUUACCAUGGGUUCUGAAUCAGCCUACAAUGUUCCUCCUCGAGCAUCUCCUGCCCCCCUCAUUAAGCUUGCCCAGGAGGUUUCCAUCAAAGAUGCAGUGACAGUGUUCUGUGAAAUUGAGAAGACCAUUCUUGCCAUCCAAAAGGGAUUUUUACUUCAGGAAUCCAUCCCUGAAUCCUCUCUGUACCUGGGGGAGCCUCUUUGCAACGUGAGCAUCAGCAAUGGCACUCAUGCUGUGCUGCAGGCUGGCUGGAGCGAGUGUGGCACGGAAGUUGAGACCAAUGUGACUAACACCAUAGUGAAAACCAUGCUACGGAAUGAUGAUUCUGCUCAGGGAGUAAUCCACCACUUAAAAGUUGCCAGUCCUAUUCAUUGUGUGUUUCAAAACAAUCUCUUGACUUCCUCUGGAUACACUGCAGAAGGAAUUUACACUGUUUUUGAGGAUUUACAUGGAUCUGGACGCUUCAGAACAGAAAUGCAGUUAUUUAUUGGAAACUCCCCAAUACCAAAAAAUUUCAGUAUCUCUGCCAGUGAUGAUGUCCUGAUUGAAGUGGGGAUUCAGAGAGACGACAGCAAGCUGAAAGUGGUCCUCACUGACUGCUGGGCAACUCCGACCAACAAUUCAGUGGAUCCCCUCUCAUUUGCUUUUAUCAAGAACAGCUGUCCUAUUCCAAAUACAUACACCACGCUUCUAGAGAAUGGAAAUUCAAGCAAAGCACAGUUUAAGAUGAAGAUUUUUUCCUUUGUCAACAACUCUGUAGUUUACCUACACUGCAAAAUUCGUAUCUGCAUGGAGACAUGGGGAAGCACCUGCAGGACAAGAUGCCAUGCAGCUCGAUCCCUGAAAAUCGGUGAAAUCGUCGCUACCCACAGAACAUCCUGGGGUCCUCUGUGUAAAUCUGCUGCAUCUGAUUCAAAGAGAGAGAAGGAGCCUGGUGUGGGAGUUGGAUAUAUCAUCCUCAUUGUUAUUGCUGUAUUUGGCUUUGUGGUGGCAGUUGUGAGCCUUGUCAUUUUCCACUGCAAGCGAAAGAUGGGAAGAUACAACUUCAGAAUCAAGUCUGACAAUUUCAGCUACCAAGUGUUCUAUGAUUAAUGACUUCCACAUUACCAGAUUUGGACUGUGCCUCAUCACAGAGUAUACAGGCUUUCAUUACGCUUCAUGAUGGUAACCACCAAUGAUUCCAACACUGGCUCUUAACAUCACAAGUAAAAGACUUCCAUAUCCCUUGUUUUGUUUUGGUAGCAAUUUGGCUUUUUCCUAAUGUUCAAAGAGCUAUUUGUGUCUGCAGCUCCAAGUUGAAGUCAACUUCUUCAGCAGUUUUACAUGGAAAAAAGUAAAGAGAAAAAGGAAAGACUUCAUGGUUCUCUGUUCAUGUUUCGAGACUGGGUUGUCCCACUGUGCCACACUGCAGUUUUCCCCUCUUAGCAUAAUUUGUACCAUUACACAAGUUACACGUUUCUCUACAUAUUUCAGGAAGUAAAUCAGGAAAACGUUAGAGCAUUAGAGAUUUCAUUUUCGUUUUGUUAUUCACUGUAUACUUAAGGUGAGGUUGAAACCUUGAGAUGCAGCAACGCUGAAGACCUAACUGUGCUACGCCUUAAGUAUACAGAAGCUGGAGAACAAGUGCUUGAUUUAUCACCAAAUAAAGAAAAUGCGCAAUGAGUCUGUGACUCAACCUGCAUGGCGUAUUCUUUGACGUGAGUCUUGAGGUUCGACUGUAAAUUCUUUAAUUGAGAAGGGCUUGGUGAAAAAAUAAAAGAAGUAAGUUUUGCUACUAAUCCAUAAAUUUCCAUACAGUUCCAUUGCUACCUACCUGCUCUGUUUAAUUAGACCAGAGUGAUUUUGCAGUUGAGGUACAGUGUGCUGCCCAGCAAAGUGAGAGCGCUCCAACUGCACACAGUAGGUAUAAAUUUGAUCCAUAUUUUGGCUGCUCUGCAAGACCCUACCAUUACUACAGCAGCAGAGGUUUAGUUUUCGUGCUUCAGUGAAUACCACAACAAUCUGUUCAGCUGGAUAAACUGGAACAAAAACAUUUGUGACACAUGAAGUAGCCCUUGCAUGACUUUUCAGUGAGUAUUUUGGAAGAUGGAGAGUGUGGUAACUCAUCUCUACCACUGCUGGGUUCCAAUUGCUACACACCUCCUGGCCAGUGGUGGAGGCUGUUGGGUUGACACUGCAGUAAUGCAGACAUUUGCACUGAACAAGAUAAUUCCUUAUUAAGUAAAAUGAACACUAUUAUACACAGCUCUCUAGUGGAAAUUGGCCAUUAGUUUGAACUCACAACUACUCACAACUGCUCAUACCAGCCAUAGCAUUUAGGUGCUGGUACAGAAUAGCAUUGAAAUUCUGCUUUUCUAGUCCCUCUAUCCAAAUACUGUUAGGUACUGAGACUGCCGGGUAAAAGAUUUGGCUUGUGCUUUGUGAAAGGUCAGACUGGUUGAUCUUAGAGGUUACACACAGCUUAAAGAUCCAUAAAUUAAUUUUAGGUAUAUGUUAUAUAUUCUGUUUUGAUUCAAGUGGAUCUGUAAGAAGUAAAAAUCUUGGACUUGUCUUUUUGUUGCUGAAAUAUCAGUUUUCAGCUCCUGAUUAAAAAAAAAUCGAUUUGAUUACAAUUCAUUAACGAAACUGCAACUUACCUUUGUGAUUUUAAAGUCUGAUAAACACAAUUGUUAACUUUUUAUGAUGUAGGUGUCUCCUCACUUCCACUGUUUGCUGUCAAAUAUAGGUUUGUUUUCUGUACACAGUGAAAGUUCAACCUAUUUUAUUAAAAAUAUUUUUAUAGUUUGUGGUGUGUACAAUCCUAAGCCUCUUCUUGUGGCAGGGCUAGAGAUCUGCCUAUUGAUUUCAGCAGAGCUAUACCUUUGAUGGAAGCUGAGCAGUUGCUUCUUUUUGAUACCGUGCAGGCCCAGCAGAAACUGAUAUUGUGACUAUCUGAAUAACUGUAUUGUAGUGUCUUAAUAAAAGCACUCUCAUACCCUA